AUGGCUUCUUACGGGCUGCUAGGCCAGCCAGAAGAAGGUCGAGUUCACUCCAGCUCUGUCCUCCCAGAUCAACUCGCGUCUCCUCAACGUCGAAGAAAAGCCAUUCAAGCGAAUUUCAAAACGAUUAUUGAACCCCGAGUCCCUCGUUGUCUCACAAUCCUCGCUCCCUCUCACCCCUCCCCCGAAGAAACCGACGCCGACUCCGAUGCGACCGCAAAAGAAGCUGAAAAACAGAAAAGGCUUGAAGAAUGGCGCCACUUCCGCGAGGAUGUCUCACUCGACUUUGCCGCAUUUGAGGGUAGCAUUGCGCGCGUCCAGUUUCUCCUUACUAGUAACGAGCAAGAACGCCAGCGAUAUGCCACCGAGCGAGUUCAGAUUCUGUCGACUAUGCAAUCUGUACGGGAAAGCACGGCCGAUCUACGCAGUCAACUGGAAGAGGCACAGCGACUUCUCUCCUUACGAAAGACCUACGAUGAAUUGACCGACAAAAUCACGAGCAACCGUCUACUCAAGCCGCGCGAAGACCAGUCAGCGAACCUUCAGAAAUUGCGACUGGAGAUUGCAGAUCUCGAGAAGGAAAGCAAAGAUUACGCCAUGACAUGGGCUGAGCGACGCGAACAGUUCGGUCGUAUUGUGGAUGAGGGGAUGCAGCUUCGUCGUCUGAUCCGUGAUGAGAAAGAGGAAGUCGAGCGCCGGGAGGGCAUGCAGGAGGGCGAAGACGGCGACGAUGGGGAUGCCACAUCCAAGGGCAAGGCUAGCAGUGGGAACACUCCUGGUCCUGAAAGUGAUGCCGUGACUCCUUUCCAGCACGGCCAAGAUGAGGCUAGCCGCCCAUCUGCUCUGCAAGUUGAGAAGGCCGGGGCUACCGGUGCUGCGUCGCCACUGCGGCAAGUCACAACCGCCCAGAACGAUGGGGCACGGGAGGACACCAAUAUGCUUGAUGAGGGGUGA
Molecule: messenger RNA, 951 nt
Organism: Penicillium verrucosum
Lineage: Eukaryota; Fungi; Ascomycota; Eurotiomycetes; Eurotiales; Aspergillaceae
Exons: 2
Coding region: 1-951 (316 amino acids)
Biological process (GO): mRNA processing
Cellular component (GO): THO complex part of transcription export complex
Source: RefSeq, a predicted model, not a curated record